Molecule: messenger RNA, 759 nt
Organism: Aspergillus fumigatus Af293
Lineage: Eukaryota; Fungi; Ascomycota; Eurotiomycetes; Eurotiales; Aspergillaceae
Exons: 1
Coding region: 1-759 (252 amino acids)
Source: RefSeq, a predicted model, not a curated record
AUGGGCCUAAAUAACCACACCUGGGCCUUUACACCAAAGUCCUCUAUGUCCGAAGUGAUGGUCAAUCGAUUUGCCAUCCUCUGCGGUCCUCUAGCCCAGCUUUGCUUCGUUAUAUUCCUCCCAGCGGGGCUCCUCCUCCCACCGAUCAGUCCGUCCCUGUCGCCCGAGCAGACAGCCGAGCACUAUCGGAAGAACCUCACGGGCAUGAAAGCAGGAAUCUCCAUCAUGCUUAUGACGGCGGUCUUUUGGCCCAUCUUCUGUGCGGGCGUCAACCGCCAACUGUCGAGGAUCCCGCACGUCAAUCCGACUUUACUGUGGGCCCAGCUGGCCGGCGGCGCCCUGGGUGGCGUCUCCAUGAUGCUGCCCGCCGUCUUCUUUGCCGCAACCACCUACCGGCUGGACCGUGACCCCGUGGCCACCCAGACCCUAAGCGACCUAUCGUGGUUCUCCUUCUCGAUGCUGUUCCCCCCAUUCAUUGCGCAGGACUUGGCACUCUCAUGGGCCAUUCUGUCCGACAAGCGGGCCCAGCCGUUGUUCCCCCGUUGGCUUGCUUACGCGACCACCGGUCUUACAUUGACCUUCUAUCCUGCCCUUGGGGUCCACUGUGUCCACCAUGGGGCGGUGGCAUGGAAUGGCGCGCUGGGAUUCUGGCUCGGCGCGGCAGGCUUCGGCUUACAGGUUGGUCUAUUGGUACGCUUCAUGCUGAAUGCGGCUGGGAAACCGGACUUGGAACAUGACGACGGUGUUACUACUGUUUGA